ACGCUCACCAGGGACGACCGGGGACUCAUCGGAUUCGUGUUCAGCACAAAAAAAAUGGACCAGUAUACCAAAAUUCAGCUUUCUACCUCACUUUUCCCAAUGACCCUUUUUUUUCAUCUAAUUUUCCUGGACUAUUCAGAUUUUUUCUAAACGACCAGGCUGAGAUUAUUGAUUUUUCAGUGGAACCGUGUACUCAUGGCAAAUUCGCAGAUCCCUCUUCACAUGAACCAUUUUUAUGAUGCAGCUUAUGCCAGUUGGUUAGUUCUCAUAAUAUUGUGUUUACUACAAAAAAAUGUGGCGCAUUCACAAACCGAAGAUGACAAAGACACAAAAAUAUUUUUGGAAAAACAGGACACUACAAAGUUCAACCAUUUGGUGGUGGAUGAAGAUCGAGGAUUUGUGUUUAUUGGAGCAGUAGAUCUCCUCUAUCAGUUAACUUCUGAUUUAGAAUUGGUUGCUAGUUGGAGGCUAGAUAACUCUACUCUGAAAUGUGAUGAUUUCAAAAAUAUAUCAAAGGGAGUGAAAAAAUCAAUAGCCAAUUACAAUAAAAUUCUUGUUCUGGAUUAUAAGUAUUCUCAAUUAAUAUCGUGCUGGAGCACUUGUUAUGGUUUAUGCAAAAUAUACAGCGUUAAAAAUCCAUUAACAGAAAUGAAUACCGAGAUUAAACCGAUAGUAUCUCGAGAUGAAAAUGCUUCAACUGUUGCAUUUACCGUCUCAGAUCCAAAAGUGGUAGCGGGAAAUACAGUUUUGUACGUUGGAGCCACUAUUACAACGAGUCAAUCAAAAGUUCCAGCAAUUUCUACAAUAAGGCUAUACCAGUACCCUGAAUAUAUUUCUUCCCAUGGAAGUAUUGCGCUUAAAGAUGCCUAUCUAGGAAAGUAUAUAAUUAACUACAUAUAUGGUUUCAGUUCGGGAGAUUUUAUUUAUUUUUUAACAACUCAAAUGAAAUCUACACAGCCAUCGUUGUACAUAUCAAAAUUAAUUAGGGCAUCGCAAAAAAAAGUAAGCUACUUUUCCUACACAGAAAUUCCGAUUGAAUGCUUUGACGAAACAGAAAAAAAAUAUAACUUAGCCCAAGCUGCGUUCAUUGGGAAGCCAAGUUUUGAAUUGGCGAAUUCCCUAGGUAUUACUCCACAAGAUGAUGUCUUGUUUGGAAUUUUUGCUCAAAGCGUAAAGCAAACUGUGGGUUAUGAAUCGAGCAAACCAAAUAAUAGAAGUGCAAUGUGCAUGUAUUCGCUGAAAGAAAUAAACGAGAAGUUCAUUCAAAAUAUCCAACGUUGCUGCAAAGGAACGGGGUACCGAGGACUGGAAUUCAUACUCCCACCAGAUCAAAGAUGUAUGAAGAAGAACAUGUCCGCUGAUGACGUAGGCAUUAUAAAUAUGCCUCUCGAAGGUAACUCUCCAGUGAAGACGAAUGCUUCGAUUAUAUUUGAUACGCUCGGGACAGCUGUCCGUGCACCCGCACAAUCAUAUCCAAACAAUUUUACUACUGUCUUUGUUGGUACAAAUACUGGACAUUUAAAGCAAGUAGUGGUGAGAAACAAAUCCAAUACUUACAAAUACAAGGAUAUUGCUAUUGAUGAAGGAUUUGCGAUAAACUCAGACUUACAUUUUGACUCGAAAACAGAUCACUUGUACAUUAUGACUGAGCGAAAGUUGACCAAGAUUAGGAUUUCAUUUCCUAUUCCAUCAAUAUCCUCAUUUCAACCCACACUUGGGCUCUUUGGAGAUGUCAUCAAUAUUACCAUUCGAGGCAAUAAUUUGGAUUGUUCAAGCUACGAUACCCAAUAUACUAGUAUUGCAGUUGCUGGAAUACCUUGUACCGCACGUCGACCUCUGCAUUCGUCGGAAAUCGUUUGCACUAUUAACACUAGAAGUAUAAAUUCAUCAGAACGUAAAGAAUACGAAGGUCCUAUCGAAAUUCGUGUGAAUGACAUUACCACUAAAUCCGAAGAACAUUUUGGAAUUUUUGAUCCGAAAAUCGAGAGAAUUUUUCCAACAGAAGGCUCUUUGUAUGGUGGUAACAAACUGAGCAUUUAUGGUGAAAACUUUAAAGCUAAAAGUUCUGUAAACGUUUACAUUGGAAAUAUUUCAUGUUCAGUAUUUCAUCGCGAUGAAAAUGAAAUAGCUUGUAUUACUGGUCCAUCUCCUGUUCUGAAAAGUAACAUAGCUAUAAAAUUUGGUGAAAACUUUCGCAUAUUCAACAACACUUACAAGUACUUUGACACAGAUCUUGACGAAGAAGGUCACAAUCUUACACUAAAAGGCAUUCCUGCCGGAGGACUCAGCAUUUAUAUGCACAUUAAUCUAUGGUUGAAGAAAACAUCUAUUGAAAAAUUGUUUUUUCAAGUGAAUAACAACAGUCAAACUUACAAUAGUACAAAAUGUGAAGUAAAAAAUUCAACUACGUUUUCCUGUUUAUCACCUCAUAUGCCUGACAUUGACAGAUAUUCGAUAAUUGCGAAAAAUCCUCAAGUAUUUAACUACACACUUGUGGCAUCACUCAACAGGACAAAUGCAGGAAACCCUAUAAUAAUCAAGUCGUUUAAGUUUUUUGUGCACCCAAACCCGGUUUUUGAGCAUUGGUCCGCCACUGAACUUGAUGAAAACAUUCGUUUUGUUAUUAAAGGACGGCAUAUCGAUGAUGUUUGCCGAAUGAAUGAUUUCAUGGUGCGGGUAGGAGACAAAAAUUGCAAAAUACUAAUAUUAUCUCGUAGUGAUCUGACUUGUCAGGUACAAAAAUCUUCACUGAAGUACAAUUAUCCUAAAAAUACGGCUGAACUAGAUUUUUCAACUGCUUAUGGAAAUGUUACUGUGCAAAUUGGGAAUAAUGCCGAGCAAGUUGUACCAUAUUUCAACGCGGAUAUCCCUGUCACCACUUCUGAAAAAUUUGAGUACAAUUGGAUAGUGUAUGCUGUAUGCUUCGGUGCUUUCAUUUUUAUUGUAAUCUUCUCCUUAUUGAUAAAACUACUAAUCGCAUAUCGAAAGAAGUCCUUUGAAAGCUUGAAAAUGUCGAGAGAAAUGCAGCAACAAAUUAACAGAAUGGGCAUGAAUGCGAUAGCGAUGAGACAAUGUAUAAAGCAGAUAGUUGUGGAGAAAAAAAUUGAAGUAGAUGGAAGUUUAGCUAACAUAUUGAAAUUGCCAAAUAUCACAAUCGAGUAUGCGCCUGUUACUGAAACGAAUGAAGAAACUCCACCAGGGAUGGAAUUUUCUCUCCCGUUAGAUACCAAAUGGGAAUUUCCGCGGGAAAAAUUGGUUUUAGGAAGAUUUCUAGGUGAAGGAGAAUUCGGAACAGUUGUCCUAAGUGAAGCUUUGGGCAUCAUAGAUGAGAAUAUCACUACGACUGUGGCUGUUAAAAUGUUGAAAGAAACUCAUUCCGAUGCAGAUAUGAUUGACUUAGUAUCAGAAAUGGAAGUCAUGAAACUAAUUGGAAUGCACCCCAAUGUGUUACGUUUGCUUGGAUGCUGCACUCAAAAUGGUCCCCUGCUGAUCAUUACAGAGUACGCAGAGUAUGGGAAUUUACGAGACUUUCUUCACAAACGACUCCCUUCUGCAAAUAAUACUUCUACUCGCAGCAACUUACCACAAAAAACGUUGAUUACCUUUGGACUUCAAGUGGCUCAAGGGAUGAGAUACUUGUCUUCUAUGAAAUGUGUACAUCGUGAUCUUGCUGCACGAAAUAUUUUAGUAUCAAAUAACUUGGUUCUGAAGAUAGCUGAUUUUGGAUUAGCCAGAGAUAUUAGAAACAAAGACUAUUACAGAAAAAAAACUGGAGGUAGGCUCCCAGUGAAAUGGAUGGCACCAGAAGCACUGCAUCAUAAGCUUUAUACAACUCAGUCCGAUGUAUGGUCGUUUGGUGUAUUGCUAUGGGAAAUUGUGACUUCGGGUAGCUUACCGUAUCCCACAUUCAUCAAGAUGGAGGAAUUGGUACAAGCUAUAGAUGAUGGGUAUCGCAUGAAGAAGCCACAGAAUUGCUCCAUGAAGAUGUACAGCAUCAUGCGUGAAUGUUGGAAUUACUUACCAGAAGACCGUCCCACGUUUUUAAUGAUUGUGGAAAAUUUGGAAGAAAUGUUGUCCAGUGCUGAUGAUAUUGAAAUGUUGGAUGAAAUUGUUUCAUGUGAGCCAGGCACCAUUGAAAUUGACAAUGAAGCUACAGAAUUAGACUACUUAUUCGAAUAAUUUUCUAUGUUUUAAAUUACCUAAAACAAUAAUGAAUGCAACGGCCGCGCCGGGGCUUCCUAAUGUAAUAUUUUGGUAAGAAUAAAUUUAUUUUAUUUUAGCCACCUUACCCAUUUUAAAAUCGAAAA
Planococcus citri (citrus mealybug) is the source of this 4307-nucleotide messenger RNA. RefSeq names its product hepatocyte growth factor receptor-like. Gene Ontology annotation, molecular function: protein binding; transmembrane receptor protein tyrosine kinase activity; ATP binding. Lineage: Eukaryota; Metazoa; Arthropoda; Insecta; Hemiptera; Pseudococcidae. The coding region runs from base 196 to 4179 and encodes 1327 amino acids. The transcript has 7 exons. Gene Ontology annotation, cellular component: signaling receptor complex; plasma membrane. The record is from RefSeq and is a predicted model, not a curated record. Gene Ontology annotation, biological process: cell surface receptor protein tyrosine kinase signaling pathway; positive regulation of kinase activity; multicellular organism development.